CGUGGAGGGUUCUGGGUGCUGAAAUCCGGGGCCUGUGUGGAGGAUCCCGGGUAGUGCGCUCGCGUGGACGGCCACGCCGAGGCGCAGAGCCUCCGUCUGCAUCCGGCAGAGGACGCGGAGCCCCCGUCCCCGCCCGCCGUCCGUCCCCGGAGCAGCCCUCCGAGGGCUUCCCUUCCCCAUGGAGAGCAGGAAGGCGGCUCUGGGACCCUGGAAGGCCGGCAGAGAGGCUUUUGUGACGUUUGAGGAUGUGGCUGUGGAUUUCACGCAGAAGGAAUGGGAGCUGCUGAGCCCUGCGCAGAGGACCCUGUACAGACACGUGAUGCUGGAGAACUUCAGCCACCUGGUGUCGCUGGCAGGAAUUCCCUGUUCUAAACCGGACCUCAUCACGUGGCUGGAGCGAGGGGAAGAGCCCUGGAGGGAAGAGAGGAGACACCGGCCAGGCCCUGGUCCAGCAGAAGCAAAGCCAGAAAUCCAUCUCUCUCCCUGCUGCCCACUGACCUCCGCUCAGCACAUCCUCUUGAGGCACACGAUUCACGACCAUUCUGCUCAGAUGUCUGCAGGUGCACGUGCAACAAAUAACCCACAGCCGAGGAAUCCUGGGCUGGAGCACCAGGAAAAAGAGCAGGAAGAACUCUCUCAGCAGAGCGACCAGAGUGAUAGGGCAGAAGGUCAAGAGACAGAAAACUCCCAGACCUUGCUGAGGAGGGGGAGUCAGAUGUCUGGGAUACCUUCCAGCCCACACCCCACCCAGGCAGUAAGUCUGGGGCAAAGGAACUCAGUGGUGGAAAUAGAGGGCAGCCAAGCCCAGAAGGUAAAUCCUAAAGAAACAGGCAAAGUUUUUGAAGGAGUAGGAAAUUCAGGGUGGGAGGGGUUCAUGCAUGCGAAUUGUGGGCAAGGCUUUAGCCAGAAGACAGACGUACUCGAACACAGAAAAGCACAUCAUGGACAGAAUCUUUUAACAUGCAGGGAGUGUGGACAGGACUUUACUGAUAAGUCAGCACUCUUCUUGCACCUGAAGAUGCACCCAGGAGAGAUUCCAUAUAUGUGCAGGGAGGGUGGGCCAGACUUCAGCAGUAAGUCAAACCUCGUAACACACCAGAGGACACACUCUGGGGAGAAGCCUUUUCUGUGCAAUGAGUGUGGGCUACGGUUUUCCCAUAAAUCAGCCUUGAGAUACCAUUGCAUGACACACUCAGGGGAGAAGCCUUUUGUGUGCAAGGAGUGUGGCAAAGGCUUCAUCCAAAAAUCAGCCCUGAUGUCCCACCAAUAUACACACUCAGAAGAGAAGCCUUUUGUGUGCAAGGAGUGUGGGAAAGGCUUUACUCAUAAAUCAAACCUGAUGCACCACCAGAGGACUCACUCAGGGGAGAAGCCCUUUGUGUGCAAUGAGUGUGGCAAACGCUAUUCCCAUAAAAAACACCUGACCCGCCACCAGUAUAAACACUCAGGGGAGAAGCCUUUUGUGUGCAAGGAGUGUGGGAAAGGCUUUACCCAAAAAUCAAGCCUAGUCGCCCACCAGUGGUUACACUCAGGGGAGAAGCCUUUUGUGUGCAAGGAGUGUGGGAAAGGCUUUAAUCAUAAAUCAAACCUGAUGCACCACCAGAGGACUCACUCAGGGGAGAAGCCUUUUGUGUGCCAGGAGUGUGGGAAACGCUUUAUGUGUAGAUCAAUCCUGAUGUACCACCAGAAGACUCACUCAGGGGAGAAGCCUUUUGUGUGCAAGGAGUGUGGGAAAGGCUUUAUCCGUAAAGCAGAACUGAUGCACCACCAGAAGACUCACUCAACGGUGAAGCCUUUUGUGUGUAAGGAGUGUGGGAAAGGCUUUAUCCAUGAAUCAGACCUGAUGUACCACCAGAGGACACACUCGGGGGAGAAGCCUUUUGUGUGCAAGGAGUGUGGGAAAGGCUUUAUCCGUAAAUCAACCCUGAUGUGCCACCAGAGGACUCACUCAGGCAAGAAGGCUUUUGUGUGCACGGAGUGUGGGAAAGGCUUUAUGUAUAAAUCAGUCCUUAUAGAGCACCAUAGGACUCACUCAGGGGAGAAAGCUUUUGUGUGCACGGAGUGUGGGAAAUGCUUUACCCAUAAAUCAAACCUGAUGUGCCACCAGAAGACUCACUCUGGGGAGAAGCCUUUUGUGUGCAAGGACUGUGGGCAAGGAUUUUCCCGAAAAUCAUCCCUCAAAUCCCAUUGGAGUACACACUCAGGGGAGAAGCCUUUUGUGUGUAAGACGUGUGGGCUUGCCUAUAAACGAAAAUUAGGCCUGAUCUCCCAUGAGAGGACACACUCAGGAGAGAAACCUUUUGUGUGCAAGGAGUGUGGGCGAAGCUUUUACCAUAAACCAUCCCUGUACUCCCACCAGCGUACACAUUCAGGAGAGAAGCCCUUUGUGUGCAGGUAUUGUGGGCAGAGUUUCAGGUGGAAGCCCAGUCUCAUAAACCAUCAGAAUAAACACUUGGGGGUGAAGCCUUUUGUGUGCAGGUACUGUGGGCGAAAUUUCAGCAUGAAGUCAUAUCUCCUACGUCAUCUGAAGACACACUCAGGUGAGAAGCCUUUUGUUUGCAAGGAGUGUGGACAAGCCUUUACCCGAAAAAAAUCUCUUCUCGCCCACCAGUGGAGACACUCGGGGAAGAAGCCAUUUCUGUGCAAGCACUGUGGGAAAGCCUUUGCCCACAAAUCAUCCCUGACAACCCACAAGUGGAAACACUCAGAGGAGAAGCCUUUUGUGUGCAAGGACUGUGGGAAAGGCUUUCUCCACAAAUCAUCUCUUACCUACCACCUGAGGACGCACUCGGGGGAGAAGCCUUUUGAGUGCAGGGAGUGCGGACAAGGGUUUUUAAAUAAAUCAUCUCUUACCUCCCACCUGAGGAGACACUCGGGGGAGAAGCCUUUUGAGUGCACGGAGUGUGGUGUAGGUUUUUUCCACAAGGUAUCCCUCGUCUACCACCAGCGGAAACACUCAGGAGGAACCUUUUGUGUGUAGUCAUUGUGGGCGAGGUUUUCAGAGUAAAUCGAAUCUCCAGAGACAUCAGAAGGUACACUCAGGGGAGAAGCCUUUUGUAUGAAGGGAGUGUGGCCAAGUCCCCAGUGCACACAUGGAGGAAAGGGCCCAUGUGUGCUUCAUGGAGAGGAACGUGAGCCAUAAUCACACGUGUGGGUGUUAGAGGUUCCACUCAUCAGGGAAGCACUUGUGUGCAGCGUGUGGCCAAAGCAUUAGUCGAUGGCUGACCGUCCGCACCUCAGGGUCUGCCUAUGGUGGUCAACCAUUCCCGUGAAGUAACCGCUGCUGUGCAAAGCUGCAGCUGAGCCCGUGACCCCGCUUGCGGAUGCAUCACGCAGGCCAAGGAGAUCCGCAGGUCUACCAAGACUUGAACUUGGAGAUGCUCCCCAUCCAUGAAAAUUAAGUCUCCGUGGUUCUGAGUAUUUAAGGCAGAUUCUGACACACAAUGUCCAGGUUUGAGAAGCAGACAGCAGGGAAGGGGAGGGGAGCGAAUUACCCGGGAUCCUGGGGAAAUGUCUCUCCUGCAGACCGGGUCUUGUGACUGACUGAUCUUCCCGUGGGCAGCCCUGAGCCGGUGAUUGCAGCCCGGGGAUAAGGGCAGGGCUGUUGCUGACACGCCCUCCCUGAGGCUACCCAGCUGUCCGGGGCUCUUCCACCAAACGCUCCUGUUGCCUCCCGUCUCCCACCAGCCUCACCUCCUCCCCAUGUUCUCCCGCAUUCUCUGUCCAGAUAAAAGCCUUCUUUUAUUCAGUGUCA
Manis javanica (Malayan pangolin) is the source of this 3754-nucleotide messenger RNA. NCBI's taxonomy places the organism in Eukaryota, Metazoa, Chordata, Mammalia, Pholidota, Manidae. The record is from RefSeq and is a predicted model, not a curated record.